Strongylocentrotus purpuratus (purple sea urchin) is the source of this 1808-nucleotide messenger RNA. RefSeq lists its product as uncharacterized. The coding region runs from base 40 to 1020 and encodes 326 amino acids. The record is from RefSeq and is a predicted model, not a curated record. Lineage: Eukaryota; Metazoa; Echinodermata; Echinoidea; Camarodonta; Strongylocentrotidae. The transcript is spliced from 3 exons.
UCUAUGCAAUAUAAUGAAAAUGUACGAGGAUAAUUAGAAAUGGCUCUCUCUAACAAUGCGAGAGUCCUUUGGAGCACAGGAAAAGUUGACGAUCUGAUUGCUCAUUUUAAAGCAAACCCAUGUUUGUAUGACAGGAAAACUAGAGCCUAUAAUGAUAAGGCUUUACGACUUGAAGCUUUUAGAACGAUCGCCGAUGAAAUGCAAAUUUCAUACGAUGAUGUAUACAGGAAGAUUGUCAACCUGCGCUCCCAGUUCAGGCGAGAAAAGCAUCGUGAAGUCAAGUUUGCAAGCGAGGGAAAUGCACAGGAUGCAGCCUCUCAAAUCAAAUGGAUACACUACAAACAACUCAAGUUUCUGGAUGAUUUUGUGACUCUGAGAAACCCUAGGACUGACUGCGUGCAAUACAGCCCAACAAAUGGAUUCGGUGACUUUGAUGAAAGCUUUGAAGACGAUGUGGAGUAUGAUGGCCUUGAUGUGGAUGAAUACAAAGUAGGGCUAGACGACAAUACAAACGAAAGAACGAUAGAUUUAACUGCCGGCGAAAGUCCUCAGCAUGAGCUGCAUAAUGCACAUACCAACAACUAUGAUUUCCAUAGACAGUCUCCAAUGCAAGAAAGAGGCGCUAAGAGAGUGCGACAAGAUUUUAACGCUCCGCAUCAGGAAUUGUCUGAAAGACGGCAAUUUCCAAACUCCACUGCACCUGAGAGACAUCAGCAUCAAGUACUUGAGAACACACACUCUUCAGGCAGAGAGUGCAUCGACCCCUCACAGAGUGCAGUGAUGCAGAGAGCCUCAUCACAUAUCCAAAAGGCACUGUCCUGCUUUGAGAAGGCAGGAGGGAACACUAGAUACUGCAGAAGGUGUGAUGGUGAUGACGAUGAUGACAUGAUCUUUGCAAAGUAUAUUGCCACUGAGCUGAGACAACUACCAAGCGGUGAUACUAAGAGACUGGUAAAGCAUCAAAUUCAGAAUCUCAUAUAUGGAGCACACUGCAAACCACACACACUACAAUCAUCAUAGGUUACUCAGUCUUACUCUCAAGUGAAAUGUUGUCUUUUUAUGUAAAUGAGUUUUAUUCUUGUCCAAAUGAUGAUUUGUAAUCCACGAUAGUUUUUCACUUUGUAACAAAAUUAGGACCAUACAUGGGUAUGUGUCAGUAAUCAAAUCAGAACACAUCUGCAAUUCUAUGCUUUUGUGCAUUGCGCAUGCCAUUCCACACAGCUUCUACAGUUUAUCAAUCAAGACUGAAUUACAAAAGGUGUUCAGGUAUUGCAUCAAAGUUCUUUUAGGUAAUGUGUUAUAAUUUGAUUAUUGAUUAACACAUAUUUAGCUUUGACAAUUAAAAAUGUUUUAAAUUUAGUAGAAAUACAUGUAAAUGUGUAUUUAUCACCUUCAGGCUUCAGCUUUACAAACUUCAGUUUCAUAUGAGUUCUUACUUCUGAGUCAUUCAUUGAUGAAGGAGAGUCAAAUUUCUUUUUUUACCUAGUGUUUAAAGUGGCAAGGAAUAUUCUUUCAAAUGCAUGUAUUUCAGAAACUGUUUUAUUGGAAUAGAGCAACAUUUCAGUUAACUGUAAUAUGUUUGGAUUCUUUGGAAUGUAAUGUACAUGUAUUAUGUAUAUAAGUACAAUCAUGUAACAUAUUAUUCAUUAGAGAAUUGAUAGGAUGUCACCAAGAGCCCUUCGACAAUCCAUUAAUUUAAAGUCGAAGAUACACCAUUACUUAUUAUUGUUGUCCAAAGUUAAUGUGGUAUGAUUUAUUUUUAUGAUAGCACGGUUCUUUGUGCUGUAUUUUCUCUGAUAUAUAUUAGA